CUCUGCAAACCCUAAUCGCUAUACCAUCUCUACUAUACACCUCCACACCUCAUAUAAUAAUUCUAUAAUUUUUUUUCUUAAAAACUCGCGUUCAUUCCUGAAGAUCACAAAAUGGCGACCAACAAUUAGGGCUUUUAUUUCCCACUUACAUAUAAUCGUGAUUUUCGUCAAGAGUUUCAAAAACACCUCCCUCACGUACGCUUUUAUUCUUCAAUCUCACAUCCCACAACUAGGGCUUUUAUUCCCUCACGGCAACUGCAAGGUUCGAGGCAAAACUUCAAUCGAUUUGGGAAUGGCGCGAGAAUUGAAAUUACGGAUCUGUAAUCGGGUGCCUAGAAUAACGAAGAGUCGAAACUCGACUCUCAAGAAAGAAUCAAGAUGGAGACGAGGCAAAGUAAUCCCGCUUCUUUGGACCGCAAUGAUUAGGCAUCGCCGAGCUCUUUUGGGAGUUUCUUUUUGACAUCAAUCAGGUCCCUUCUCUACUGUGUUCCGUGAAAUGAUACUCUCCUACAUUAUGCAGCCAUGUUGUAUAAUCUUAGCCAUUAUACCUGCAAAUUCAGAUUUGGCAAACUCAGAUGCACUUCAAAUGGAUGGGAUUGUUGAUCCUGAUGAUUGCUGUGGGAUCCCUAAAUUGGCCAAGAAAUUGAAUAAAGUGAAUGUGCGGACUCAUACUGCAACUGUGACCCCUGAACUUGAACAUCGUGAAUUUAUAAAGGAAUUGAAGCAGUUGCACAAAGCUCAGGAUGAUAAGGAACUAUUUGGAAUGGUAGUGAAGACACAACCGAAAGAUGCUGCUACUGUUAAAUUAAAUGAAUUGAAAGAAAAAAGAAGAUACAAGCCAGAAUCAGAGAAAGAAACAGAUUCUUGUCUUGUGACAAGUACUAGUGAUCAAGCACAUGAAUGUGCAUUGAAGGUGGAAAGCUGUGAAGAAGCUAUGUCUGACACUGGUAGAAUAGUUGGGAGGAAGAGGAAAGCUUCCAUGCAAAAGGAUGAGGGACAAAAUGGAAAUAAAGGAUCUGAAAACAAGAGUAGGAAAAAAGUAGUUGUGUGGAUCGAAAUGAUCUGGGAGAUGGAAGUGCUUUGUGGGGCGUAUUUCGGAGGGAAGAUUCGCCUAAACUCGAGGAAUAUCUCAAAAAAGACUUCAAAGAGUACAUAUGUAAAAAAUGUGACCCUACCAAAGGGUGCAUAUGUAAAAUUACAACCUCACAUAAACGACUUCUUGGAUAUCUCUAACCCAAAAGCAAUCUUGGAGACAACAUUGAGGAACUUCUCAUGUCUGACAACAGGAGAUAGCAUCAUGAUGUCUGAUAAAAUGGGCUACAUAAUAUUUAAAGGUAUGGAAGGUCCUCUACUCUUGCAUGAAAAGGAUGUGGAUUUUGAAAUUGUUGAGACAUGUGUCCUAUUUUUUUUUUCCCUGACUUUCUGUAUUAAUUCGUUGUUUCCGCAUCAAGUCAAAAAGAGACACCUGUAUAUAACUUACCAGAUUAAGUCAUGUCUCCAUUCAGUCAAAAAGGAAGGGAAAAUUAUGGGUUGCAUUGAGGUUGAUGAAGUUAAUGAACGGUUGUUUCUGUCUGACACAAAUCACCACCGUAUAAUUACGUUUGAUGACAAUGGAAAAAUCUUCCAUUUAUUGGAUCUUCACCUGGAUUUGAAGAUGGAGAGUUUGAAUCCUCCAAAAUAA
Lactuca saligna is the source of this 1681-nucleotide messenger RNA. The record is from the annotation of a GenBank genome assembly. Lineage: Eukaryota; Viridiplantae; Streptophyta; Magnoliopsida; Asterales; Asteraceae.